AGGUUUUAAAUCAUGUUUUAGUUGCAAACAAAAUAUUUAUUGAGGAAUAAAAUUGCAAAAUUGAUUUGCAAGUUUGAGUAUUUCGAAGAUUACAAAUUGAGAACUGCAAGAAGAAGCUUUUUUGGUUUUUGGAAGAACGCGUUGUGAAACCAAAAAUCAAAAUUUCGAACACAGCAAGCAGGCAUGUAUCAUCCAACUAGAGGCGGCGUCCGUGGCGGUCGAGAUCAGUUCACUUGGGAUGAUGUAAAAGCUGAUAAACACAGGGAGAACUAUCUAGGUCAUAGUGUCAAGGCCCCUGUUGGUAGAUGGCAGAAAGGUAAAGACCUUUUCUGGUAUACUAGGGAUAAAAAGUCUGAGAGUGCAGAAAUGGAGGCUGCAAAAGAAGAGAUUAGAAGAAUUAAGGAAGAGGAGGAGCAGUCAAUGAGGGAAGCUCUUGGUUUAGCUCCUAAGCGUGCUAAUCGUCCUCAAGGUAACCGUCUUGAUAAACAUGAAUUUUCAGAACUAGUAAAGAGAGGGUCUACAGCAGAAGAUUUAGGUGAAGGUCAUGCUGAAGCAGCGAGGGUUCAAGGUGUUGGUUUUGCAAGAGAACCCCACCCCUGGGAAGAACCCGGUUCCUCAAAGGUCUUACAUACAACACCUGAGGUAGAAAAUGUAUCUAUGCCUAAUCAACCACCAAGAAAAACUGAAGAUGAUUCUGAGGAUGAAAGUAGGCGAAAGAGAAGAAGGGAAGAGAGGAAGGAAGAGAAGCGGGAAAAACGUGAGAAGAAACAUUCCCAUGAGGAAAGAAAGCAAGAGAAGCGUGAGAAGCGGCAUUCUCGUGAUUCAGAUGACAAGAAGAGACACAAGAAAGACAAGGAGAGGAGGAGACAUGAUUCGGAUUGAAUACUCACUCCUCUUGAGUUUUCUCAUCAUCCGUUGUGAAAUUAUUAACAUUUUUACUCUAGUUUCAUGACUUAUUUUCAGUAUAAACAACAUUCCAGAAGCCUGCAUUUAUCGUUAUCCCUUAUUUGGGCAUUGGCACUGGCUAUGUGGUGUUUCAAGUAAGAAAUUGAUAUUUAAAUGAUGCCAAGCUUCAUCAAUUUAAAGGCUUUGAAAUUGUAGCCUCUUGCUGUAUAAAAAAAUUGAACUGUAUGUCUUUCUUUA
Messenger RNA from Lathyrus oleraceus (garden pea), 1143 nucleotides. RefSeq lists its product as uncharacterized. NCBI's taxonomy places the organism in Eukaryota, Viridiplantae, Streptophyta, Magnoliopsida, Fabales, Fabaceae. The record is from RefSeq and is a predicted model, not a curated record. The transcript has 4 exons. Bases 184 to 882 code for a protein of 232 amino acids.